Messenger RNA from Sphaeroforma arctica JP610, 490 nucleotides. RefSeq lists its product as hypothetical. Lineage: Eukaryota; Ichthyosporea; Ichthyophonida. The transcript has a single exon. Bases 41 to 490 code for a protein of 149 amino acids. The record is from RefSeq and is a predicted model, not a curated record.
GCACAAUCAAUACCACACACACAAACACAUAGAAUAUAACAUGAGUGAAUUCUACUUACCUCAUGUUGAACGAAACAUAUCCCGAACAAAUGCCUUGUUGUCAUUAGGCUGUUGUGUACGUUGUACUCUGCGGGCGCUGAGAGUGACACAUCCGUCAUGUUAUCGUAUACCGUACCAUGAACUGGAGUCAAAGGUACGCUCUAUUUUAUCUCAAGCAAAGGUAUCAGAAAGCCCUACACAUACAGAUACAAAGCCAGACGAGAGCGACACAACAUUAUCUACAACAGAAGAUACAACGACGUGUAUAGACACAGCGAAGCCCAAUAGUGAUCCGAUGAGUGAAAAUACAGUGGAGGAUGCUGUUACUGUGGAUGAUGCGGUGUCUAAAAGCAUUCAAGGCACCAAACGAACACAGACAGAUACUGAAAUAGGGGAAGGGGGAUCAAACGGUCCGAAAAAGCAGAAGUUGGACAACCAAGGUAAGCAAUAG